CUUCUCUGGGUUGAGGAAGCAGGAAAAGGUGGCAGUGAGAGGCUUUGGGCAGACGUGCUGGGCAAUGGUGGCCGGAGCUCCUGUUAGGAUGGGCUUUCUCUGGGGCCUGGCUCUGCCCCUUUUCUUCUGCGAGGCUGGGGCCCCCAGGAGCUCUGCAGGCCCUAGCACCAGCAGACCAGGCCCUUUGGUGACAACAAACCACAUAGAAGUGACUACCAUGACUCCGGGGAUCAAGACAAGUUCACAGGGAGCCUUCCAGACGACUGACCUUGUUGAGACCUCUGUGCAAAGCCACAUCCCUUUGGAAACUCAAACCCUGAGCACCCAGACCUUUGAUAGGACCUUAAUCCUGGCCAGCACCAUUUCAGAUGCAGAGAUCAGGGAAACCAAGACCAUUUUUCCUGCAACAGAGACCAGGGCCUUCACAAAAAUGAUACCUUCCAAAUUCAUGGUUGUGAUCACCACUCCUAUGGAGGCAUCAGCCACAAGUGGCAGCCCCACAGGAACUGGAAUGACCACAGUUGAGACGGUUAUAGGCACUGAUCUCGUGGAAUCUGUCUUUGACACCCUUUGUACUGAUGACAGCUCAGAAGAGGCAAAGAGGAUCGUAAUUGACAUCUUGACAUUGGCUCACACCUCUGCAGAAGUCGAGGCCCUGACCUUGGAGAGCAGUGCCUUCUCUGACAGCUCAGUUACGGCCAUUGCCACCUCACAGGCCCUGGCAUCUGACACCACUGUUCCGGCUAAAGCCUUGCUUGCCUACACCAUCACCAACACUGAGGUUACCAAUUGCAGCGUUGUAGAAAUAGAAACAACUGCCACCACUCCUGGGACCUUGGACACAGAUCAUGAUCCCACAGGAGGAAAGGCCCUGUCAGCCUCUGAGGUGUCAGCUUUGCUUGAUUCCACUGAAUCAGAAUCAGACUUCACCAAGACCAUGACAUCUGCUGAGACCGUGUCAGGAGCCAGAGGCACAGAACCAGUCAUGCCUGAUACCACAGUUGAGACCCCGCUACCUGUUAAUAGCACCAUAGAAGGAGAAAGAGCAGCAGCCAAGACCACCACCCCCAGCACAACUUUGGUGACACUCAGCACGAACCCCUUGGAAGAAACUUCAGCCUUCUCUAUUGAGACAAGUCACACGGAGGUCUCAGUUACAAUCUCCACAGGGACUGGGUCAACAGUGGGCAAAGUGGCUCCCCCUGCUGGACUCUCAGAUAGGGCCUACAGCCACACCCAAGCAACCACUAGCAAGAACUCCACCCCCUCAGAGACUUCAACCACAGACAGCACAACCAAUGGGUCCAUCCCCAUCAACAGAAACCCCUUUCCUUCUGUGCAUCCGACUGUGGCCAACAGCAGCCCAGAGGCAAAUAUCACCUUAGUCAAGACCACAGCCUUAGCAAAGACCUUGAAGACAGCCAGCACGACUGAAUGGAAGCCCCCAACAUCCAUGCCCACCACUGCUCAGACAAGGUGGACCACAGAAGUUACUGCAGGUGGGGAUGGAGGCUUUUUCCUUCUGCGGCUGAGUGUGGCCUCUCCAGAAGACCUCACUGACCCUAGAGUGGCAGAGAGGCUGAUGCAGCAGCUCCUCCAUGAACUGCAUACUCACAUGCCUCCCAUCCAAGUGUCUCUGCUGCGUGUCAAGAAGGACUAAGGAACAUCAGCUGUGGCCAGGCAUGGUUGUGUGCCAAAGGGGGAAGUGCUGCUGGUGGUCUGGGCCCCCCAUAGACUAGAGCCAAGUUACUGUGCUGAGAUAUACCCGGGAGCUUCCCAGGAGGUCAGCUGGCCUAAGCCCUUUUCCCAGACCUGGCAGCAGGACCCUGACUCACAUAUGCCUGAGUGUGUGGGGGUCUGGGUGGGGGGUGUUCCAAAGAUGUUCUUGGACUUCCUUUGGCACAUGUGUUGUGUUUCAGUAAAGAGUGACUUGAUCACCCAUCUGUCACCUGCUUUGUGCUUCCAUUGGACAUUAAUAUUAUAUUCAGUGUGGCCCAGAGAUUAUCUAUUUUAUCAGUAUGGGGUAUGUGUGGGUUUGUUUGUUUGUUUUGAUAUUUAUAUGGUACAGGGAUUUAGGGCAUCUUCCCUUUACCUCCCUCCUUCAUUCUCCCCUGGUUCUUGGUUUGGACCUUGAUUAUAACACUUGCUGAGGUUGGCCCUGGAGCCUUUUGAACUUUGAGCUCCUUUGGAGCAGGAACCAUAUUUAUCUUAGUAUCCCCUGAACCUAGCAGAGUGCCUGGCCUGUAGUAGGAUGACAGAGAAUGUUUGUUGAAUUGACCUGAAUUUCAAAUUCUGGACACAAACAGAUCACAAGAAAGUCUGUAAUACUCAAGUAUUCCUUCCUCUAGCUCAUAAGUCAAGUUAUUAUUAUUAAAAAAAAUAAAUGUGGCUAAUCUUUAUUCUAUUGUAAAAAAACUUGCUUAUGAUUUUCAAAUUUUGAAAAUUUCAAAAGGGCGGGGCGCCUGGGUGGCUUGGUCGGUUGAGCGUCCGACUUCGGCUCAGGUCAUGAUCUCACGGCCCAUGAGUUCGAGCCCCUCGUCGGGCUCUGUGCUGACAUCUCAGAGCCUGCAGCCUGUUUCAGAUUCUGUGUCUCCCUCUCUCUCUUCCCCUCCUCUGUUCAUGCUGUCUCUCUCUCUGUCUCAAAAAUAAACGAAAAAAAAAUUAAAAAAAAAUUAAAAAGGGCUAAGAAAAAAAGACAGAAAUGGAAAGAGGAGUAGAAGAGAAAGAAAAAAAUUUCUAAAAUCCCACCUCUUAAAUACAACUAUCGUUAA
Panthera uncia (snow leopard) is the source of this 2771-nucleotide messenger RNA. It is a transcript of the gene MUC20, whose product is annotated as mucin 20, cell surface associated. The record is from RefSeq and is a predicted model, not a curated record. Lineage: Eukaryota; Metazoa; Chordata; Mammalia; Carnivora; Felidae. The transcript has 4 exons. Gene Ontology annotation, biological process: hepatocyte growth factor receptor signaling pathway. Bases 65 to 1660 code for a protein of 531 amino acids.